AUGACUGCCUUUAUAAACAGGGGCGUUGGCGAUUAUACGAUAGAGCAUACCCUUCCACUCCCACAUUUUACUAAAAUUUCCAAACGUCUGUCGGAUGUGUCCCGUGUGAAAGGUUUACGCCAUCUUGUUAGAGGACGUUUAGAUGAGGGGGUCAAAACGAGAUUCAACUCAGCUUCCCCGAGGAGUCACCUUAUUAAUAUACUGUCACAAAUAUCUAAACAACAUCAACAACAGUGGUAUAACCAACAAAAAUAUAAACGAGAAACAACAAAGAAGCACUAUAAAAUUGAGUUGGAAAUGCUUAUUGCGGAUGAUAUUUAUGAUUUUUGGCUCUCAAAAAUGGCAAACAAUAGAGACGCAGCAUUAGAAAAGAUUGAAGAAUAUUUUGAACAAAUUGCUAACAUGAUGGAUUUAAGAUUCGCUAGCGCAUCAACGCCGACCAUGAGUGUAGACGUUGUCCCUAUUAUCAUAACAGUUAUACAAGAUAAAUCGAAAGCAAGUUGGAUAACAGAUAAUAUAGUGUACGUGGCCGAUAAUGGUGAUGAGGCUUAUAACGCUGACAAGGCUCUGGCUGACUUGUAUACUUGGGCAAAGGUAAACAGGGACCUUCAUGCAGACGCACUCGUGUGCUUCUCAAGACGAGAUAUGUGGAGCUAUGGACUAAGAUCAUGGAAUCAGACAGUUGGUAUAGCAAGAUUUCCUUUAAAUAAGGAAAAGCAACCAGUUUCCGGAUUAUGUUCAAGCAAUGCAGUUUCCUUGAAUGAAGUGUUCCGUUCUGGUGAUGCAUCGGCCUCGACAACACACGAAUUGGCUCAUAACAUGGGAGUUAAUCACGAUCAGUCCUACAAAGAUACAAGUUGCCCGGAUGACAAAAUGUACAUUAUGGCUGGAACACUUGGAUUUGUUAGCAAGGUGGAAGAUGCUGACCACCCAUGGCAGUUUUCAAAUUGUUCCAUUUCCGUGAUGGAACGCUUAAUGUCAACCAUUCACACACAAGACGGGAAAACUUGUCUGGAACGUCAUUCUUAUGACAUCAACGAGUAUAAUACAAUUCUGACGUCACCCCAUCUUGGGGAAAUAUAUUCUCUGGAUGAACAGUGUGAGUUUUUGAACGGAAAAGGAUCACGGUCAUGCCAGAGUAAGAAAAUUACUGCUGAGCAACUCUGCUGGAAAGGACUUCUUUGCUAUUCCAAAGAUGGGAGAUAUUGCGAGUACAAGAAUCCAUUACCGGGCUCAAACUGUGGGGGAACUAAAAAGUGCUAUCAGGGGAAAUGUGUUGAUAGUAUACCAGAAGCUGUGACAGACUUUCCAUCAUUCUCAUCAGUGUCACAAUCAAAAGCACCAACUACUUCGUCUUCGUCAUUAUCCAAGGAAUCUACGUCUAGUAAACCGCCAACACAUAUAACAUCGUCCCAAACCACUACGUUAUCGCCAAGUUUGUCAUCUAUUAAACAACCAGUUUUGUCUUCAUCAUCAUCUGCUCCAAUUACUUCAUCCUCACUUGUUUCAACACCAUCUUUGACCUCGUCGACAACUGUUUCACCACAAUCUUUAACCUCUUCGACAAUAGUUCCAACACCCUCGUCAUUUUUACCGACAACUAUUUCAACACCAUCUUCUGUUUUGUUGACAACAGUUUCAACAUCAUCUUCAGUCUCGCCAACAAGUGCUAUAUCUCCAUCUUUAGCCUCGUCGACACCCUCCUCUAAGACAGAAAUUGUUUCAGCAACAACGCCUAGGGUUGUUACUACAAGUUUUAUAUCAACGACCGCUACUGACUAUACUAAGGGGGAGUAUGAAUGGUUGUAUUAUUUUUAUUCCAACUGUCAGAGUUCUUGUUACUGUUGGCGUUCAUUUUGCUGGGUAUAUAAACAAAGAAGUCUUUGUAGUCGUUUUGCCAGUGGUUGCUAUGUAUAGAUUUCUAUGUAUCUAUGUAACUGUUAUCCAAAAGUUUCUAAAUUCGGAUCAUGGAUACAAUAUUUUAUCUAAACUUUAUUUACAACUCU
Ruditapes philippinarum (Manila clam) is the source of this 2006-nucleotide messenger RNA. RefSeq names its product A disintegrin and metalloproteinase with thrombospondin motifs like. The transcript has 11 exons. Gene Ontology annotation, biological process: proteolysis. Lineage: Eukaryota; Metazoa; Mollusca; Bivalvia; Venerida; Veneridae. The record is from RefSeq and is a predicted model, not a curated record. Bases 1 to 1917 code for a protein of 638 amino acids. Gene Ontology annotation, molecular function: metalloendopeptidase activity.